Messenger RNA from Aricia agestis (brown argus), 5415 nucleotides. RefSeq lists its product as uncharacterized. The transcript is spliced from 4 exons. The record is from RefSeq and is a predicted model, not a curated record. The coding region runs from base 148 to 5355 and encodes 1735 amino acids. Lineage: Eukaryota; Metazoa; Arthropoda; Insecta; Lepidoptera; Lycaenidae.
UUCCGUCAUAAAAUUAUUACUUUCUUAAUUCCCGGGACGUAUCCAGUAUCCACGUACGAACGGUAAAGAACUGAAGUAUUAUUUACUUAUGUAAAAAUAUUAGGUAAAAAAAAGUAUGACAUCAUUCGAUGAAAGAUUUUGGACGAAAUGAAAGACGCAACGUUUCAUGGACUGAACAGUAAAUGUUGGAAUAAAAUAAAGACAUUGGACUUUUCAUGUCAAGCCAGUCAAAAGAGUUAUAGAAGUUCUAUUUGUACAUGCAGAAAACAUAAGAAAACACAAAUAUUUAAAAGGAAUACAAACUCUGAACAAAGCUCUAUUGAUUUAGGCGUUGAAAGAAUCAAAGUAGUGCAUAAAAAGAAAAUUGUUGUAUAUUUACCAGAAAACAAAGGAGUUCUGAACGUGACAAAAAACAUAUCAUCAAAGUGUGUAGGAGGCUCGGUGUCAGAUCAAAAUACAGGUGAUACUUUAAAAAAUAUUCAGAAUAAACACACGCUAAAGGAAAGUUGCGAAUUCAAUAAACGUGAAAUUAAAAGAAGUGAUCCAAAUACUCAACAAGGCUAUAUACAAACGAGGGUUCAGAGGGACAUUCAUGGUAUCAAAAAAAUAUCAAACCCUAAUAAAGAAACUAAUAAAAUAAAGAAUUACCCUAUUGAAACAAAAAAUCGUGACAAAUUGUCGUCGGAUUCUUCAAUAGAACGUAUAUACAAUUUAGAAUCUUCAACAUCAGAUACUUCUGAAAUUCUGUCAAUUUCUAACGAUGAUAAAUUAAAAGGCUGUUAUAGCUUGUCCUUAAAGAAUAAUAGUAAAAGUUGUAGACGUGAGCCUCAAUCUGAAUUAAGACGCCCAACGAUUAUAGAAAAGGCUAAUGAAAUUUUAAAACAAGGUUUAAGUUGGAUAAGAGAAUCUUCUAAGGACUUAAUAGGCAGAGAAAAUUUCACCAAAGCGAUUAAUAAGGAAGUUUCAGUAACCUCCUCUCCUCCUUCUUUAACAGCCCGGUCUGUAUCCAGUACUAAAUUUCUUAGUCCAAAAGCAUCUGUAGUUAGUCCUAGUAAAACGGAAAGACUCAAAGACUCCAAUAAAAAAGAAAAGAGUUUAAAAGAAGAGACAAAAGCAGAAGACGUACGAACAAUGUUUAAGUUGUGGGAGAAAAAAUUUAAUUUUGAAGACGAAAGUAACAUUCCAAAUGCACCAAAAACUGGCAAUGCGUCACUUUUAGAGGAGAAAGAUAUCGAUAUCUCAAAAAAUAAUGACUUAAAAGAUACACAAGCACAAGACCACAAAAAGAGCAAAAAUAUAUUUUCAUUCUUUAGGAAAAAGAAUAAAGACAAAAGCUCGUUUAAAGGAAAAAAGGUAACUGCUGGUCGUUGUGAGUUAGGCGAUGGCAUUGUUAUCAAAAUAGCUCUAGACGAUAGUAGUUCAAUUACAUCAAGUAAGAAAAUUGAUGACACAAAAAUCGAAAAAAAUAUUCUGCAACAUUCUUGGCUUAAGAAAUUUGUAACGAAUUCAGGAGAUUCACAAAAGAGUGUUCAAUUGAGAUGGGACAACAAAACUUAUGGCACAAGUAGCAAUACUAUUUCAGAACUUAAAAAUUAUACCUUCCACGAUGCUUCAAUAAUUUUACAAUCAAAUACUAAACUAAGUCCGAAAGUCACCUCGCGUGACGACAACCAUCCAAAACACAGUGUGAAUUUUAAACAAGACAUAAAAGCUUGUAUGAUACCUAAGACUAUUUGUCAAACUCCAGUCAAUAAAAACUGUCACACACACGAUAAUAAAAAAAUAUUUCCAAGUAACAGCAAGAAGUUUAAAGCUAAAUCAAAGAAUCAUAUUGAAAUCUUUCUACCCGCCUCUUCUAGGAACUCCAAUAAAAGUUCAGAAUACAUAACGAUUCACAUACCUGAAGAAUACUUUUCAGAAGAUAGUGAAGACCAAAAUCAAUAUACCGAUGAAGAAGUAUAUAACAUAGUGGAAUAUGAGUCUAAUAAGUCAGAUAAGUCAUCUUUCAACAUUUUGAAAGAUGACAAAAUUGCUCAGAAAUUUCAUACAGGAGAUUAUUUGCAUAAUGACACAAAGGAAAACAGACAAAUAUUUCAAGCCUGUAGAGGAGUCGUUUUACAGCAAAGUAAUGCUUGUUUACCUAAAGUUAUAAAAGUUGGUGUUAUAACACACAGAGAUAAUAUAACUUGUCUAGAAAAAUCUAUGAAAUCUCAAGAUAAUCCAAAUGAAUCGCAAAAUCGUCAACCACAGAGAAAGUGUGAUCUGGCUGAAAAUUAUUUACUUGAUUAUUGCAGAAACGUAAUUCCUCAUGGCUUGGACUUAGACACAUCUCAAAUUAGCGAAUCCCAAUGGCAGUUAAUAUCAUUAAAUAGUUCGGAUAACUAUUCUAAUAGUGGUCAAUGCACAGACCUUAUUAAUGUAAUGUCAUCCAAAUCAUCAACAGAACGAAGCUGUGAAGUAAGUAAAAUAAAGGACUGGAAACAAAUCCAUACACACCAUUUCUUUAGCAAAAUCAGAAAAAAAACUUGCAGUCCUCUCCCUCCCUGCAAUAUUCGAACAUGCCCUAAGGAUUCAAUAGAAGUGUGUAAGAAAAGAAAAAUAUAUGCGUGCAGUAAUAAAUCGAAAUGGGGAAAUAAUAGUAUAGAUGAAAAGCCCAAUACCGAUGGCAAGAUAUCUGCAUAUAGUACUGAAACUGACGAAAAUUGUACCGAUCCAUGCACCGACAUUAAUGAAAGACCUCUAGAUGGAAUAUUAAAAUUCAAAGGAGUAUCUGAUUGUAGUAACUGCAAAAAAAAUGAAAAACUGCCCAGAAAAGCUGCUACAGUUAAUCCUGAUUCAAUCUGUCAAAUACCACAACCACCAUGCCUAGAAAAAUGUUCAAGUGUACGAAAUCCAAUUUGUACUAAAACAAAUUCACCGACAUGCCACGCUCGUUCACCUGAAUGUUUAUCACAAGAACUUAAAGUUUCUCAGACAGAGCCAUCACAAACCAAAGUGACCCAAACAAAGUCACACCAGGUCACGCCAAGCAGCUCUCACGCAAUUUGUUUGAAUGCAAAAAAAUCAGACGCGAAACGUGAAACAGCUGAUGAGACUUCUCAAAUUGACUGUUUUUGUUCUGGUGAAGAAAAUGUCCUACCGACAUCUCAAUCUACAGACCCUCUUAAAGAAACUUUGCCAUCUGGACAUUAUGUUCCGCCUCCUGUAUGUCCUUUAGAUCCUAAUAGUUAUUGUUGCUGCAAGCCAAAUAGCAGUUCAUUUACUUCUAGAAGCAAAGCAACGAUAUCGUCCCCAAAAAAUAUUACUACAACAUUCUAUCAGAGAUCGCUUAACAUAAGUAACAGAAAGAAAUGUAACUGUAUAGGCAAAAGAAAUAUAGUAACUAGUAAAUGUGCCCCAGAUGAUCCUAAUUGUAAUACAAAUAUGAAUACUAAAAAAGACUCAAGUAAUUUGUUGAAUACAAAGCUUUCACCAAAAUCAUCUUCAAAGAAAGAGAUAAAUGACUCUGAAAUGCGUGCUAGAGAGGAUGGGAAUUCAGAAGAGGCGAAGAAAGACGAAGAAGAAAGAAAAGACAACAAAAAAUCUGCUUUGACUAAAUCAGAGAGUGCCAAAGACAAAUCUAAUAAAAUUGAAAGUAUGAAUAGUAACAAAAAAUUUAGUACCAAAGAAAAAACAGAUAAAUUUGAAGGAAUUAAUCGUGACGAAAUAGAAAGUACAAAACAAGAAACUAAUGGAAUUGAAGGAGUGAAUCGUGAAGGGAUUCCGAAGAAAAAAGAAGGUUCCAAAGAAAAAGCAAAUAAAAUUGAAAAACCAAAUUGUGACGAAAUACUAAACGACGUGUAUAAGGACCCAACCCAGAUGAUAAAGGAACAAAAAAGCCUAGACAACAGUGGAAUACAGCGUAAAUUAAGUAUAUCAGAUAUUAUUGAAAUUAAUAUCUGUUUGAAGUUUAAGAAUACAGGGGCCAGCAAAUCCAGAAUCAAACCUCAAUAUGCAUACAAUGUUGACGAAAAGUCAGACAUCCAAAACAUAAGCACAAACUAUUUUCAAACCUGCCCAGCUAACGAAAACGAAGGUUGCCAAAUAAAAGGUCAAACAGAAGAUAUGAACAUUACUAUAAACAUUCAAUCUGUGAGACUGAAUUGCAAUUCGUCAAAUAAUAAUAGUCUAAGCAAUGCAAGAAUGUUCAAAACAGAUAAUUCAAUAAAUUAUAGUGAACAUUUCUUGCAUGAUCAUCGCCCAACUCUAGAUUUCACAAAUUCCAUAAAUAAAGUUACAUUUGCAAACGAGCAAAUAGCAAAUUUUGAAAUGACAUGUGGUACAGACUUUGCAUCUUCAAAAGCAACUGAUUCUUCCAUUGUCAUCAAUGAAGACGUUACGGAAAAUUAUUCGAAUAAUAAUAAUACAACAGAAAAUAAUUCUGAGACUAGCGAUUUUAAUUCACAUUAUAAAAUAGAAGUUAUAAACGACCUUCAGAAAGAGAUUGAAAAGAAUGAGGACGCAUUGAGUGCUAAUGAAUCCAUUAAAGACAUUGUAAAUCGAAAACUUGUAUCAAUUUUGAAAAAACUUCAAAGAAAUGAAAAGAAAGAAGUUUUGAAACAAAUUUUGGAGAUCGUAGGUAAUAUGAAUUGUGAAAGAAAAGGAAAAAAAGUGAAACGAAUUAAACAUCUUAUGCAGGCAGUUUUAACAUCUGACAGCGAACACGAUCAGGAAAAUGAUAUAAAAAGUACAAGGAGACCUUUGGAUAAUCCGUCCAAAAAUACAUUAAAUCAUACUGGAUGUUGUUAUAACAAAAAAGUUAAUGUUGAAGAGCAAAAUUGCUGUUGCAAUCAAAUUGAGAUUGAAACAAAAAACUGCUGCUGUAAAAAUGUGGAAAGUGAUAAAAAAAUUUGCUACAAAAAAGUUGAUGUUAGUAAAGAAUCCAGCGAAAUAGAACAAGGUAUAAGUGCUCAAGAAGAAGAAAAUUUAAAGGCAGAGGUAAUACAAGAUUCAAAUAGUAUUAAAAUGGAAUCAAUUAUUAUGACAGAGGUGUCUACGACAAUGGAAUCGAGGGUAGUUAGCGGUUCUACUAAAAUGGUGUCAAAUAUUUGCAGUCCUUUGAACCAUACAAGGCAGAAGAAAGAAAAAGAGUUUGUAUACUUGGCGAGCGAUAAAGUUUUGUUCUUUCUAUCAGAUUCAAAAGAUAAUAUAAGGAAAAACAUUAAUAGGAAACUGUGUAAUAAGUCAGCACACGCUCUGCAGCUAAGAGAAACCAAGAAGGCGGUGUUAAAAAUUUAUUGCCAAAGAAGAAUAUCGAACUCUAUUAUUAAACUCCCAAAAUUUAUAUCUCAUAGACAACGGGCACCUCAACCAUAAGCCAUCAAAUAGAUAUUUAGCCCACUAUAAGAAUUUAUGGCUAACAAAGAUAACGUUCAU